Molecule: messenger RNA, 4462 nt
Organism: Folsomia candida
Lineage: Eukaryota; Metazoa; Arthropoda; Collembola; Entomobryomorpha; Isotomidae
Exons: 8
Coding region: 2988-4307 (439 amino acids)
Source: RefSeq, a predicted model, not a curated record
UGCACACAAAUCUACAAUCCGUCCUAUAUUAAUAGCCGGUUUAUUCAUAGAAAAGAAUGCACCAUGCGUACUGAAACUUAAUACCAUUCCGUCCUAUUUUUUGAUGAAUAUGUAUUGAAAUCAAAUGGGGAAUUAUGAUGCAGAAAAGUGGCGGUUGAGAUUUUAUUCUGUAAGCGCUCUCAGAAAAUCUGGCAGUAGAGCUGGAACACUCGCACGGCAUGGUCGACUCGUUAAAAAAAUAUAACUUCAAUUAAAUAAUUAGAAAUGGAGGAAGUGCUCGAAACAACAUUUGUUGUUCUCGAAGAAGAGAAUUUGGAGCAGUACAAGGUUACGUUAAAAGAAAACUUCCUAACUGACGAUAUCCUGAAAAGUUUGCUCCAUUCCGGGACGUUGAGCAGCACAUUGGCUGAAAUUAUACCCCCCCUUGGUCAUCGUCUUCAAAUACAGGGCGGUCUUGGUAGAAAAUGGCCCCUUGAAAAUAUUGCGGUCACAGUCAAUUCAUCAGGUGACAUAGAACUUGCUACACACGAUACGUCGGAGGUGCCGAUACAGGUAAAGUGCACAAUUUGUAAAAAUACUUUGCCAGCCACAUGGGCAGAUAUUUGGUGGCAUUUAAAAUAUCAACAUUUAUUAUUACAAAGAUACUUAAACUGGAAAUGUUUAUUUUGUGAAAAAAGUCUGUUGAGAUUCGUAGAUUUUAAAAGUCACAUAAAUAAACAUUUAGACCAAUAUUUGACAAACAGUAGUUUAAAAUCACCUUCCGUUUUAGAGAAUGAGCCUCUAGAUUCAAAUGUUUCUCCAGAAAUAGAAACCUCAAAUCCAGAUGCUUCUCCUAAAAUAGAAGCCCCCGCCGAAUUUUCGAUUCCAAUAGAUUUUGACAACCUGAUUUUAGCAAUUAAAAAGAAAGCUGUCAAAUUUGUCGUACAAUUAAAAAGUAGUGGCCGACUUUCGCUUUCAAUUUGCAACGAAAUUAUUUCCAAUAUUUCCCAAUUAUUUAACGACGUAGUCAAUUUUAUAGGCAAAUUUACUUGUAGUGAAGUUAAUGAUUUACCCAAUUAUUUAGACCAGUUGCGAAACCCUUUUGAAAUGGUAAAAUCAGACUAUUUGCUUCAAAAAUAUUUAACUGAUACCGGUUAUUUUAUUAAACCGGAAGAAGUAGUUUUGGGCUCUCGUCUUGCUACUGUAAAAUUGAAGUCACAAGUUAAAUUUGAUAAGUAUCAUUAUGUACCAAUCACUAAAGUCUUAGAGAAAGUUCUUGCCAUGCCAGGAGUCAUGCGUUCUAUUCUAGAAGUAAACAACGAUGUACAGAAUGGAGUUCUUAGUUCCCCAGUUUCUGGUAAUUUGUUUAGAAAUUUAAUUCUGCAGUCACGAAUUCCAGUAGUGUUAAUCCUAUUUUACUAUGAUGAAUUAGAGGUAUGCAACCCAUUGGGAUCACGGCGUGGCGUACAUAAAUUAGGAAAUUGUUACUAUUCAAUUUUGAAUGCUGCACCACAGCAUGCGUCUCAAUUAGAAAAUAUUUUCCUAUGUUGUUCAUUUAAGACUAAAUUAUUACAAUCUUAUCCGAUCUCAAAAAUUUUAGCUAAAACAGUUUCAGAAUUCUCAGAGUUGUCACAAAAUCCUAUUUUUAUUAAGUCCGACAGUUACGAAGGUGAGGUAAAAAUUGUGCUAGGGCAGGUUACCGGCGACAAUCUCGGCCUUCAUCAGGUUUUUGGUUUCACAGAAUCCUUUGUUUCAAAUUAUCCCUGUCGUUUUUGUAUACUUCCAAGGUAUCGUUGCCUCACUUUGUGUACUGAAAAUAAUUUAUUUCGUAGAAAUAUUGACAAUUACCAGACAGAUUUAGAGUUGAAAACUCUAAGUUUAACUGGAAUAAAAACUUCCUCAAUUUUUAAUGAUAUCCCAAAUUUUCAUGUAACUAAAAAUGUUUGUCCCGAUAUUAUGCACGAUGUCUUGGAAGGGGUGGCACCCAUUAAUAUUAAAUUGAUGCUUCAAAAAAUACUUUCUUCAGGUAGCCUAACUUUGGAACAAAUCAAUUUUAGAAUAACAUCAUUCAAUUAUCAGCAUCUGCAGAAAGAUUGUCCUAAUGAACUAUCAGAGCGAAUGAUAAUGAAUUCUGACUCUUUAUUAGGCCUUUCAGCAGGCCAAACAUUUACCCUUUUACAAAGUUUUUGCCUGAUAUUUGCAGACCAGUUUUGUGAAAAUGAUACGCAUUGGGAGUUGUUUCUAAUAUUCAUGGAGAUUAUGGACAUUAUUAUGAGUCCAGUUAUCUCUGCCCAAUCGCUAAGUUACUUAAAAGUCAUUAUUAGCGAUCACCAUUUUUUAUAUCAAAAGUUGACCAAUAAGUGUUUGCGCCCAAAACAUCAUCAUAUGCUUCAUUAUCCUGCAGCAAUAAAACAAAUUGGUCCUCUUCAUUAUUAUUGGGCAAUGCGAUUUGAAGCUCGUCACAAAUUUUUUAAACAUGUAGCAAAAAUAGGGUGUAAUUUUAAAAAUAUAACUGGUUCUGUAUCAACUAGGAAUCAAUUGUUAUUAAGUUAUAGGCUGAUCGAAAAUAAGGGAUUUUCAAUUGAAACGUAUCCUAUUUCAGAAGAAAUAUUCGCAAAGAUUGAAAUUGGUAAUUUAUUUGACUUUCUGCCGCACGUUAAUCCUAAUGAUCCAAUUUCGAGAUUUGACCGCAUUUCUGUUAAAGGGUUAAAAAUAUCUGUAAAUGAUUAUCUUGCGAUUGAUUUCGAAUCUUGCAACGAGCUUCCAUUAUUUGGACAAGUAAUUGCUAUUAUUAGAAUGCAGGAUAUAUUUAGGAUACUAUUUAAAUAUCAAAAAACUUUAUCUUUCUCCAAGCACUAUAAUGCAUAUAAAGUGGAGGAAAGUGAAAAAUUUGACUUGAAGCAAGUAGAAGAAAUUGACUUGCUCAAACCACUGUUGCAUGUAAAAAGUCCAAGUUUUUUUAUUUCUCUGCCUUACAAAUAAUUAAUAAUUCAAUGAAAUAAUUACUAAUGCACAUUUUUCAUAAGUUUCAGUACCAACUACUUCCACCCAACGCGCUACAUAAUUCCAGUUCAGUUGGAGAUUCUCAGAAUCCUUAUCCAGUCUCAAGUAAUAAACGAUCUAGGAAGAGAAAAUUAUUUUAUGAUGAAGACUCAGAUAUCGUGGACAUCAAAACUCUUCUUAAGCAGCACGACAUAAAUACUAGAACCAAUCACGGAUCCCAAAUUAUAGGAAUUGCUGACUCCAGGAACCCGUUACAACUUUCGCUGCGGAAAAAAUUAGUCUCCAUAACGUGCCUCGCCUUAAUGAAUAAGACAAGCUCCACACGCCCUAGUACAGACCAAAGACGACAAUUGGCAGACUGCAUAGUGGAACAACUUUUUCCAUAUAUGACGGAGGAUGAAAGAUUGAAUUUGAAGGACGCGUUCUUUACGCCUUCCUGCACUUUCCAAAAUUCAAGCGGAAAAAGGACAAGCAAACGACCAUCAGGGUUCAUACAAUCGUAUUUUGUUAACUUUUGGCAAGCUAAUAGACCCAUCCCAAAAAUAUGCAAUGAGAAACUCGAGAUGGCAAUUGAAGACGACGAACUCAGCCAGGAGGAAUUUCUGUCCAUCCAAGAAUGGUUGAAGGCCAAUAGGGGACCCCCUGCCAAAAUCUUUGAAAAACUUAACCAAUCGUUCAAGAAGCGGUCUAAAAUAUUCCGGAUAAACAAAGACAGCUUUGAAAAUAUUGUCUUAGCAUGGCCCAGGCUUUUCGACAUCGAUGGCGCAAUUCAAAACGAUUUCGAUCAAAUUUACCCAUUGGCCUCAGAUAAUUUGUUUUUUAAAUGGAAAGAUACCGCUUCAAAAUUGUUAAUCUACUCAAAAAGUAUUAAGAAGUGUGCAACUACCCUGACUAUUGGAGAGAAAGCUGCUGAAGAAAAUCCAUCAAUUGCAGCGCUAUUUUUACUAGCCUACUUGAUUCGGCCAAAAAGUAAAAAGACGUCGCUUCUUGGUUCAGUUGAAUCAUUUAUUAUGGUCAAUUCUGAGCCAAAAUACAACGAAUUUCUGGAUAACAAAUUGGAUCUGUACCCUCAAGUGUAUUUAGUUGGUAGCAAGGAAUCCUUAAUAUUCGAAGAUUUUCUGGUCAUUUUCAAACGGAAAAUUGUGAAAUGCACAAGUGUAAUGGAAGCAGUUGACUUAGCAUUUAAGUCGUUCUAUGUGUUUAACAUUGAAUUUCCGACUACAUGUUACGGAGCGUGGCAAUUUUUAGACUAUGUAAUUUAUAAAAUGAAGCCUAUUUGUCCAGUUAUGUCUAGUGUUAAGGAGUUGGCAGCAUUUGUGCAGUAGAAUGUAAAAUUAUUUAUGAUAUUAAUUUAUUUAAGAAUUAUUUGAUACGUUAUUAAAUUUACAAUUAACGCUUACCUUGUGAUAAAAUCGUGAUUAAUUGUAAUUUUCAGUACAAAUAUAAACUAAAAUAAAUUGUAAUUGUUCAAAUGAAACUU